GAUGACGUAGAAGGGUAUAUCUUUGUGAGUCCCUUUUUGAACCGCACUUGAGUGACAUUCCUGUGUUUGUUGAUGUUGUGAGGCGGGCUGAGGGCCGGCGGGAGACAUGUUCAUAUAUCUCAGUAAGAAGAUUGCUAUCCCCAACAACACUCGUUUACGAUGUGUGGGGUGGAACAAAGAUCAGGGAUACAUCGCGUGUGGCGGAGAUGAUGGCUUGUUGAAGGUCCUCAAGCUGGAAGCUGGUAAGGAUGCAAAGAUUAAGGGUUUAGCAGCUCCCUCAAAUCUGUCCAUGAACCAAACUCUUGAGGGUCAUACUGGAACAAUUCAAGUUGUUACUUGGAAUGAAUCUCAUCAGAAGCUGACGUCAUCCGACCAGAGCGGCCUCAUUAUUGUAUGGAUGCUCUACAAGGGUUCGUGGUACGAAGAAAUGAUCAACAAUCGUAAUAAGUCUGUGGUGCGAGGCAUGGCCUGGAACACUGAAGGACAAAAGAUUUGUAUUGUAUAUGAGGAUGGCGCAGUAAUUGUAGGAAGUGUGGACGGAAAUCGUAUCUGGGGUAAGGAGCUGAAAGGCCAGCAUCUGAUGGGUGUUGAAUGGUCACCUGAUUCUAGCCUCCUGCUCUUCUCACUUGUCAAUGGAGAAGUACACGUGUAUGAUAAUACUGGAGGUUUUGUCAGCCGACUGAACAUCCAGUGCUUGGGUAGUAUGGGGUUGGGGGCGGUCGUUGUUGGCCUGACGUGGUACAAUGGACGUAAUGGCUAUGUCGAGCCAGACUGUCCCACGCUAGCCAUAUGUUAUGAUAAUGGAAGGAUGCAAAUAAUGCGCAACGAGAGUGAUGACGUACCUGUCCUGAUAGACACCGGGAUGAGUGUGUGCGCGUGUCAGUGGAAUCACGAUGGAAGCGUGAUGGCAGUGGCUGGCAUCCUUCAUCUCUCAGGCAUAGGCGAGAAGGAUUGCAAUGUUGUCCAGUUUUAUACUCCCUUUGGUGAGCAUCUGCGAACCCUAAAAGUGCCCGGAAAGCAAAUUACUGCUUGUUCCUGGGAGGGUGGAUCACUUCGGAUUGCAUUGGCCGUCGACUCCUUCAUCUACUUUGCCAAUAUCCGUCCAGACUACCGAUGGUGUUUUUUUGCCAACACGGUUGUGUAUACAUAUACGAAACCUGAGCGUUCAGAGGCUUGUGUAACGUUUUGGGAUACACGCAAUAAUGAGCAUUUUAUCAAACAUAUCAAGUUCUUGAUGGGAAUGACAUCCUCCGGAGAGCACUGUGUACUGGCAGUUCGCACAGACGAUGGUUCGGGACAGUUUGGUCUCAUCAUUUGUAAUGCCAUUGGAACACCUGUUGACAGCAAGUACAUAGAUAUAGAGCCGCACUAUCUGGCUAUGACAAACAGUUAUGUGAUGGCAGCCUCAAAAGAAAACUUCUAUCUGUGGCAUUUCAAGACACCUAAGGCACAUAGUUCCAUAGAAUUAACAAGUGCAGUUAAAUCUGACCGACAUGAACGUCUUUACCACAUUGACGACACACCGACAGGAGUCUCCGAUGUUUUCAGGGAAGGAGAAAAAUUGUUUGAGGCAACAAGUGAUCCAGUAUGCUGUAUAACUGCCAGUGAGCGAGUACUAAUAAUUGGCAGGGAAUCUGGAAGCUUGCAGAGAUACACGCUACCCCAUGUUGCACUCAUUGCACGUUACUCGCUGCCAUGUCGGCCCCACAGACUCUCGCUCAACUGCAAUUCCUCACGGUUAGCAAUCAUUGACAUCACUGGGCUGCUCACGUUCCUAGACCUGGACACUCGCGCUUCAGACACCACCGGCUCAGAGGUUAUGGGCUCGAUUCUGAAAUUUGAGCGCAAAGAUGUUUGGGAUAUGUGCUGGGCUCAGGACAACCCGGAGUUGUUUGCCAUGAUGGAGAAGACGCGCAUGUACGUCUUCCGUAACAUGGAUCCAGAGGAGCCUGUUGCCAGUUCUGGUUAUCUCUGCAGUUUUCAGGACCUGGAGAUUCGUGCGGUACUUCUGGAUGAAGUGAUGCGUGAACCUGAGUCGCCCACCAUGGACCACUUGCUUACCUUAGAGGUCAAGAGUCUCAGGGAUACUAGAGACCUGUUAGAGAAGGUGUCUAUUAAGGAUGCUGCAGCAUUUAUUGAUGAAAAUCCUCACCCAAGACUAUGGCGUUUGCUUGCUGAAGCUGCUCUAGAAAAGCAAGACCUCAAGAAUGCAGAAGCGGCCUUUGUCCGAUGCAAGGAUUAUCCGGGAAUACAACUGGUCAAACGCAUCUCCAACAUCCAGAAUGAAACGCUACGUAAAGCAGAAGUAGCAGCAUAUUUUAAAGAUUUUGAUGAAGCAGAGAAGCUGUAUUUAGAGGUAGACCGAAGAGACAUUGCCAUAUCUCUGCGGCGCAAAUUAGGCGACUGGUUCCGUGUGGUUCAGCUCCUUAAAUCUGGAUCAUCUGGAGAUGACUUACAAAUGGAAGAAGCCCUGAAUAACAUUGGUCAUUAUUAUGCUGAUAGACAUAAAUGGGAUGAGGCAGUAAAGCAGUUUGAGUUAGCACAUAACCAUGAAAUGUUAGCUCAGUGCUACUAUCAACUGGAAGAUUUUGAGGCCAUGGAGUCCCUUGUACGCUCGCUGCCUGACGACUCUCCUCUCCUUCCCUCCAUCGCGGACAUGUUUACAAGUGUCGGGAUGUCACAGCAGGCUGUUGAUGCCUACAUGAAGUGCAAUUGUGUGAAGUCUGCUAUUGAUACAUGUGUGGCCCUAAACCAGUGGCACGAAGCAGUAGAGUUAGCAAAACAGCACAACGUAACCGAGAUAAGUGCUUUGCUUGCUCGUUAUGCAUCGCAUCUCUUGGAGAAAGGCAAUCGUCUGCAAGCUAUAGAACUGUUUCGGAAGGCUGAUAAACUACUUGAUGCUGCAAAAUUGCUAUAUCAGAUUGCGGAGGAAGAAGGAAAGAAGAAAGCCCGUCCAUUACGUGUAAAGAAACUGUAUCUGCUUGCUGCCCAGCUGGUUCAGGAACACAAUUCAAGAAUGAAACAAACUAUGAAAGAAGCGAGUGGGAGUCGAAGUGCAGCCUUAAUGGGUCUCUUUGACGAAGGAAGCGCACUUCCUGCCGACCUCCAGGGAGGCAACACUCAGGCCAACAUGCUGGACAAUCCCUGGAAAGGAGCAGAAGCUUAUCACUUCUUCCUCUUAGCUCAACGACAGCUAUAUGAAGGUUACGUUGAUGCCGCCAUGAAGACAUGCCUACAUUUGAGAGAAUAUGAGGGACUCGUUGAUCCAGAAGACAUCUAUGCCCUUCUGGGUUUGGCCUCGUGUGCUAAUAGAGCAUUUGCAACAUGUUCCCGAGCUUUUAUAAAGUUGGAGGCUCUAACGGAGAUAUCUCCGGAAAAGAAGGAGGCAUACGAGGACCUGGCAAUGAACAUUUUCAUGAAGUACAGUCCAAAAGAUUCUCGUAGCAAUCGAGCCGAGUGCACUAGCUGCGAAACAAUGAUACCAGACUGGGUGAGUGUUUGCCCAAGUUGCAACACACGCUUUGCAACAUGCAUUGUAACGGGACGACCCAUCAUGGACGUGACUGCUGUUUGGACGUGUCCAGCGUGCAAGCAUUCUGCACUGGAGCAAGAUAUGACCAUGAGAGCUCAUUGUCCUCUGUGUCACACUCUCAUUCUCUCGCACUAAACACAUUCAAUUAUAACACCACUGAAAAGUAUACACUUAUACUGUAUUGUACAACAUAUAAUUUCCGUAUUUGUUGGCAGAUUGGACGCAUGUUUUUGGUCCACCACCGAAUAUGUAUAUGGUAUUUACAUACACAAAAUCACUUUUUAUAAAUGAAUGAUGAAAUAUACUAAAAAAAAAAAAAAGAAAUCCACAAAAUAUCCAUAUUAGGUGCAUCUUAUAUGCUG
Molecule: messenger RNA, 3894 nt
Organism: Procambarus clarkii (red swamp crayfish)
Lineage: Eukaryota; Metazoa; Arthropoda; Malacostraca; Decapoda; Cambaridae
Source: RefSeq, a predicted model, not a curated record